Molecule: messenger RNA, 1004 nt
Organism: Sesamum indicum (sesame)
Lineage: Eukaryota; Viridiplantae; Streptophyta; Magnoliopsida; Lamiales; Pedaliaceae
Product: putative aquaporin NIP-type
Biological process (GO): transmembrane transport
Cellular component (GO): membrane
Molecular function (GO): channel activity
Source: RefSeq, a predicted model, not a curated record
ACUGAUGAUAUACCAUAAAACUCAGCACCCUCCUCACAGAAACACAUUCAAAAGAAAAAGUAAAACCUCCCAAUCCGUAAUUAAGUUUAAAAUUUUCAGAAAAAUGGCGUCCAAAGUGGAGGGAAUAGCAGAGGAGGAGGAAGAGAUCGCGAGACUGGAGUCAGGUGUUGCUGCCUGCAAUGCCACCUCCCAAUCCAGGCACAUCAAGGGCUUCUGUGCCUCAUCUGCAGUUGUCACCACUGCACAAAGGGUGGCGGCGGAGUUGAUCGGGACGUACUUUGUGAUUUUUGCAGGGUGUGGCUCAGUUGCAGUGAACAAGUUGUAUGGCGGGACUGUCACGUUCCCCGGAAUCUGCGUGACUUGGGGGUUGAUUGUGAUGGUGAUGGUCUACACCGUCGGCCAUGUCUCGGGGGCUCAUUUCAAUCCGGCUGUCACUCUCGCCUUUGCCAUUUUCCGCCGCUUUUCCUGGAAAGAGGUUCCAUUGUACAUAAUAGCUCAAUUGAUGGGAUCAAUUCUUGCGAGUUGCACUCUAGCUUCGAUGUUGGAUGUCACCAAAGAAGCUUACUUUGGCACACUUCCAGUCGGAUCAAACGGCCAAUCUUUGGCUAUGGAGAUCGUCAUCUCCUUCCUCCUCAUGUUUGUCAUUUCCGGAUCCUCUACCGACAAUCGAGCGGUCGGAGAGCUGGGGGGACUUGCAGUUGGUAUGACAAUAAUGUUAAAUGUUUUUGUCGCGGGGCCCGUAUCCGGAGCAUCGGUGAACCCGGCAAGGAGCAUAGGACCAGCCAUAGUGAAACACGAGUACAGAGGACUAUGGGUAUACAUAGUUGGUCCGAUUGUAGGAAUCGUUGCCGGUGGAUUUGUAUAUAACCUAAUUAGGUUCACGAACAAGCCCAUUAGUGAGUUGGCGAGACGCGGGUCGUUCCUUAGAACCAAAUCCAAGGAUGGUUCUACUUAGAUUUGUCUAUUAAUUAUGACUAUAUAUAUGUACAUUGGUGAUUUGGAAA